Molecule: messenger RNA, 1061 nt
Organism: Phyllostomus discolor (pale spear-nosed bat)
Lineage: Eukaryota; Metazoa; Chordata; Mammalia; Chiroptera; Phyllostomidae
Gene: TMEM140
Product: transmembrane protein 140
Exons: 3
Coding region: 120-680 (186 amino acids)
Source: RefSeq, a predicted model, not a curated record
AAGAAAGGACGAUCAACUGAACUUGAGCUCCUGCUCCUCCCUUUUACAAGAGUUCCUGUGGGUUCUGCAUCUUCUUUUAUUGGUCCCCAGGAGGGCGGCCCUGCCAAGGACAAGAGAAGAUGUUCAGCCCAAGGUCAAGGUGGGCUGAGCAGCUGCUGUUCCUGGGCAUCAUGGUCCUCGUGGCCACGACCUUCUUCCUGCUGUUCUACGCUCUCAUCCUGGAGGCCGGCAACCUCAUCGACCUGCCCAACCUGCGGAUCGGCUUCUUCAACUUCUGCCUGUGGAACGAGACGGCCGACUCCCUGCAGUGCUACACGUCCCCAGAGCUGGCGGCCCUGGGUGUGCCCCUGGCUGGGCUGGCCCUGGCCAGGGUCUGCGUGUAUGCGGCCCCGGUCCUCGUCCUCUUCGUCUCCCAGACCCUCCUGCUGGCCCGCUGCAACAGUAACCAGGGAGAGUGGCAGCUGGCGGUGUGGUUCCUGGUGGUGGCCUCCACCCUGCUCUCCGGUGGCCUGGGCCUCUUCCUCACCUCCACCUGGAAGUGGGUCAGCCUGCCCCUCCUGGGGCCCGGGUGUCUAGCUCUGGUCCUUGCCCAGGCCUCGCUCAUCCUCUUGCUGAUGGCCACAGUCGUGUUCCCUCAGAAGGGAGAGGGCACCGGGCUGAGCAAGCUAGAGAACUUCUAGUCCUGCCGAAAGGCUCACGUGCUUGAUUGCAAGGGCUCAGUCUGAACGAUGCUCAGAGAAGGUGCCAGGGGACUCGUGGGUUGGUCCGUUUUCUCAGCCACGCCAUCUCACAGCUACUGCUGACCUCAAGCUCCAGCAGGCCCCAGCGAGGAGGGUCACCGGAGUCCAGAGGCCGGGCAGCAAGGGCAGCCACACCUGAGGCCUCUCACUGUUGGGCUGCCUGUCUUUCAGGACCACUAACACUAUGCUGCACGCUGUCACAGGAAUUUUUACUUUGAUUAACCGGUUUAAGCAGGCGAUUCUUCCUUGAUUCUCAGGAUGGCGGGGGGAGAAGGCCUCCCGUCACAGGGCCAGGUUUCCACGCUGGUCUGCCACAGGCCA